CCAAGUUGGAGUGGUGCCUGAUACAGGUGAAAAUCAGUUUGCAGCUACUGGAAGAAAGAGGAGCAUAUCAAUUGUUUAAAACAAAAAGCCAGCGUUAACAGGCUCAGAGAAAUGAAGUUGAAAGGAAUAGAUGUAGCUCCUGAAUAGAAGCGAAAGUCCAACGUGAUUCCAUUAAAAUGACUUCUCAGCUGUCUCUCCCUGCAGGUGACUUCGGUAUCUACUACGUCCUUGCAGAGUGCACAGAUUACUGUGAUACCCUUCCAGUUAAGGAGGCUGAUGGGAACCAGCCCCAUUUUCAGGGUGUCACUGGCUUGCGGAACUUGGACAACACAUGCUGCGUGAAUGCCAUCUUACAGUGUCUCUGCAGCAUCUUGCCGCUGGUGGAAUACUUUCUCACCGGGAAGUAUAUCACCGCUCUGCAAAACGAUUGCAGUGAAGUUGCCACUGCUUUUGCCUACCUGAUGACAGACAUGUGGCUGGGAGACUCAGACUGUGUCUCACCAGAAAUAUUCUGGUCAGCUCUUGGCAACCUCUACCCAGCAUUUACGAAAAAGACACAACAAGAUGCUCAGGAAUUCUUGAUUUGUGUCCUAAAUGAACUUCAUGAAGCUCUAAAAAAGUACCACUACUCCCGGAGAAGAUCAUAUGAGAAAGGAUCUACUCAGAGAUGCUGCAGGAAGUGGACUACCACUGAGACAUCCGUCAUCACCCAGCUGUUUGAAGAGCAGCUCAAUUACAGCAUCGUAUGUUUGAAGUGUGAGAAAUGCACCUACAAGAACGAAGUCUUCACUGUCUUCUCACUCCCCAUUCCAUCCAAAUAUGAAUGCUCCCUUCAGGACUGUCUCCAAUGUUUUUUUCAACAAGACGCACUGACCUGGAACAACGAAAUUCACUGCUCCUUUUGUGAAACCAAGCAAGAAACUGCUGUGAGGGCCAGUAUUUCCAAAGCACCAAAAAUAAUUAUUUUUCACCUAAAAAGGUUUGACAUUCAGGGUACAACAAAAAGGAAGCUGAUUCAUUACCCACUCACUAACUUGGACCUCACUCCUUAUAUUUGCUCAAUUUUCCGGAAAUAUCCUAAAUACAACCUCUGUGCAGUGGUGAACCAUUUUGGUGAUUUGGAUGGUGGCCACUACACUGCUUUCUGCAAGAAUUCAGUCACCCAGGCCUGGUAUAGCUUUGAUAACAUACGAGCGAGUCAGUGAGAUUCCAGAUACUUCCGUUCAAAAUGCUAUGGCGUAUCUCCUGUUCUAUAGCUGCCAGCCCCUUUCCAUACCAAUACAAAAGCAUUAAGAGCCAGGAAAAUGGUGUUUCCUGAACACUGCAGAACAAGCAAUCAGCAUCUGGUGGUAGAGUUUUGCUUGGUCAUUAAACUCUUAGAACUUA
Molecule: messenger RNA, 1386 nt
Organism: Gorilla gorilla gorilla (western lowland gorilla)
Lineage: Eukaryota; Metazoa; Chordata; Mammalia; Primates; Hominidae
Gene: USP50
Product: ubiquitin specific peptidase 50
Exons: 7
Coding region: 177-1205 (342 amino acids)
Biological process (GO): protein deubiquitination
Molecular function (GO): cysteine-type deubiquitinase activity
Source: RefSeq, a predicted model, not a curated record